UGCUCGCCGUUGCUAGGCAGCGCACCUGCCGCCUGGUUAGCUUGACGCCGGCUGGCAGAAAGCAGCUUGUCUCUACUCGCUCAACUUUCCUCAUUAAUGCUUUAAAAGACGGUGAAACCAUGGCGAAUGCCCACCGGACAAACGUGCUGGUCACUUCGUGUCUGAAGACGCCGGUAGACCCGCACACUAAAGUGCCGUUAGCUUUAUACGAGAGAGAGAGAGCCCUGCCGUACACCGCGGCGGGACAGAUGGACAACCGGGACUACGAGAAGGAGAUAGAGUAUGGGAACUCGGGCUCUGAGUUCAGCGACGAGGGUUCUCCAAGGAGGAGCCGCCCUCUGAGGAUGAAGGACUACAGAGUAUCGGGAGACCGCAUCAAUCUGAGUGAGAUAUUCUUCUCCAACGAGGAGUACUACAGCAAGCUGGAGGACCUGAAGAAGGCUCACCUGCGCACCAUGGCCGAGCUGGAGGGCAUGUACCGCAAAAAGCUGCAGCUCAAAUCCAGCGACCCCUUGGACACAACGCUGGAGGCCGGCAACAGGCCAUUGUGGGCAAAGACCAGCCCAGCAGCUUCAUACCAUUUGAGGAAGGCUCACUCUGCUCUCGAGCUCAGGGGAGGCUCUGAACAGGUGGGCACAUCAGACGAGGAGGGAGCUGCUGCUAACUAUGUGGAGAAAGGCCUGCUUUCCUCACCAAAAGAACACAUCAAGAACAUGUGGAGGGACUUCAGGCUGUCCCCCAACAAUCUUCACCUGUCCUCCUCCUCGCUGCAGAGCCUCCCAGGAGACCAGAAGAGGCGCAACGGCUCCAAGGGAAGGGUCAGGAAGAGGGACAUUUAUAAAGACUUGGAGCAGGACUCUUGGAAACACAAAGUGACCGUUCCAGAACCAUUCCAGAUGAUGCUGCGUGAGGCCGAGAGACGAAGACGCGGCAUCAAGACGCGUUCAGAGAUUGAAAUGGAGAAUGCAGAGCUGCGACGACAGCUGGAGGAACUGACAGAGUGCCAGCGGAAGUUCCGCGCCAGUCCCGUCCCAGCGCACGUUCACCUUCCGCUUUACGAAGAGCUGCAGGAGCGGGAUGAGGAGCGCCGGCGAACCUUGCGAGAGCGUGAAGAGCAGCAUCUUCGCACUAUUCAGAAGCCAUUCAGCUUCCUGGAGCGUGAACGAUUGAAAAAGGAGAAGAAAGAGGAAGAGCUCCGCCAGGUGCAGUCUGCCCAGGAGGAGGUUAAACCCUUCAAGGCCAACCCUGUGCCCAAGGCAGUGUAUAUUGCUGCAUCUGGGGAGCAGAUGAAAGAGGAGCAGCUCUAUCGUUCCAUCAAGAUGCAGAUGAGAGCCAAGGAAAUGCUCUGCAGUGCUUCGAUGCCUCCCAGCAUGCUGGCGCGACGACUCAGUGAACGGAAGACCAAAGACACUGCCACUGCAGCUGAAGGGGAUGAAAGCUUCUCCCACAGGCCCCAGAUAAACAAAGACGUACCUGACUUCAGUGCCAGUUACCGACGUUUCCAGAGGCAACUUGAGAGUCGGAAGGAGGUGAGACCCGUGACUGCAUGCGAACCCUUCAAUUUAAGAACGUCGCAGAUCCCCUCACACCGUGAACGCAUUCUGGCCGACAUCGAGAAGGAGCAGUCCAGCCCUCGGCCGGCACGCUGGCCCUAUUUAAGCCCGAACACCCGAACGCCCAACUCAAGCCUCUGCUCUUCACUCUCGAGCAGCCUGGAGCUCCUGCCCACCAAAGCCACAGAUGCCACCAAAAAGCGCCAAGAGGCUGUGAGAAAGGUGCUUGAGCAGAGGAAGAAGGCUGAGGAAGAGGAGGAGACGUGGAGAGAGAGACAGAAGCAGAGGGAGAGGAAGCUGCAGAAGUUGGUGCUGAAGCGAGCCCAGGCCAACGACCCCCAUCUGGCGCUCUCGCAGGCCCAGCCAGCCAAGCUCAAAGAGUUCAGGAAACAAGACCUCCUGCGCAAGAAGGAGUACCGGCAGGAGAUUAAAGAGAUCCAGGAGAGGGUGAAGGGAAGACCACUGCUGUUGGAACAGGUUGCACAGAGGAAUGCCAAGCAGAGAGCAGAGAAGCGCUACACAGACAAGCUGCGGAGCUGUGAUCUGACUGAGGACUUCGUCAGAGGCAAGGUGGCCAAAUCCCAGCAGCCAGGCAGAUCGGGAUCUGCACGGAAAUCCUCUUUCUCCAGCGACUCCAGACUGAGUGACAGGGAGGAGGCAGAUCUCGGAUAUGAACCUGUUCGCUUCAGAAAGGUCUACCUGGACGACGAAGACGUGGAGGCGGAGGAACCAGAGGAGGCAGGUGGCGAGCAGGACGGGGAGGACGCCGCUCAUUACUCGGACGAUCACCACGAUUCAGACAACAGCUACCACUACUCAGACGAUCACGAGGAUUACUCUGAUGACAGCGAGCAUAGCCCUGCUCCAGGUGACAGGAAGCAGGAGCGUGAUGUCAUCAGAUGGCGCCGCGGCAACCACAGUGACAGAAGCAGCCCGCGCAGUCGUAACAGUCAACGCUCUGACAGGGAAGACAGAGCGGACAAGGCAAGUGAGGAGGAAGACUGAACAGCCCUGCUCUUACCCUGUCAAAAUGUCUCCAAACAGAGUUGUACAGUAGUAAAUAAAAGCAUUUUAUAUUAUAACUCAUGUACAAAUGGACAGAAAAUAAAUGAGAACAUGAAAAAUGUAUGUAUGGAUAGCCUUUAAGAACUUAAGGAUGAGCGGUAUUUAUACUGUCAAUAUUGCAACAGCUAUAGGAGGAGAAAUGUUCCAUAUUUAUUAUUUUUGUAUUGUAAUGCCCAGCCAUGACAGACAAGACAGUUUGUUUUCAUACUGGGAAAAUGUAAGACUUUUAAUGUUUCAUUGUAUUGACUCUUCUUACCACCUGCAGCUGUAUGUCAUAUUCUGUACUGUUUCCUGAAUAUAUACACUCAUGGUAUUAAGGCACUUUGGGGUAAAAACAUCCACUAAAUGGCACAUGACAUCAUAACAGUAGCGUCCCCCCCAUCUGUAGUCAUGUUGACAUUACAUUUGGCACAUUUGACCGUCCACAAUAAAGCCAUUUAAACAAA
Myripristis murdjan (pinecone soldierfish) is the source of this 3064-nucleotide messenger RNA. RefSeq names its product FAM161 centrosomal protein A (gene fam161a). The transcript has 7 exons. Bases 120 to 2558 code for a protein of 812 amino acids. Gene Ontology annotation, cellular component: cilium. Lineage: Eukaryota; Metazoa; Chordata; Actinopteri; Holocentriformes; Holocentridae. The record is from RefSeq and is a predicted model, not a curated record. Gene Ontology annotation, biological process: cilium organization.